Messenger RNA from Syngnathus acus (greater pipefish), 5654 nucleotides. Its product is annotated as 1-phosphatidylinositol 4,5-bisphosphate phosphodiesterase beta-4-like. The transcript has 39 exons. NCBI's taxonomy places the organism in Eukaryota, Metazoa, Chordata, Actinopteri, Syngnathiformes, Syngnathidae. Gene Ontology annotation, molecular function: phosphatidylinositol-4,5-bisphosphate phospholipase C activity; calcium ion binding. Gene Ontology annotation, biological process: lipid metabolic process; phosphatidylinositol-mediated signaling. Bases 402 to 4121 code for a protein of 1239 amino acids. The record is from RefSeq and is a predicted model, not a curated record.
UAGUCAGCUGUUAGACAGGCAGGGAGGAGCUGGAUGUGCUUGGGGCUGGAUGACUCACUCUCCGCGCACCCAUUCACUCGCUCUCUCCCUUUUCUCUCUCUCUCUCUCUCGCUCACAAACAUAACAAAAAAGAAGAGAAGCUUGUUGGUCGGACGGUCGCCGCUCAGUCUCCACGAGCACCGGGACCAGCCUCUUCAGGGAGACCAAGAGGAGGCAGCCGGCGAGGGAACGAGCCGCACCGGACUGCUUGCUGGACUCCUCUCGGCUGGCCGAGACAUGAGCCUUUCCCGCUGAUUGUAAUUGAUGCAGAACUGAGAGGUCCAGUGACUGUCCUUUUUGCCGUUUCCCCCCCAACCCUCCCCUCAUUUUGCGGCCCCAUUCUGCUCGGUCUGUGAGGAGCCAUGACAAAGUCGUACGAGUUCAAUUGGCAGAAGCAUGUGCCCGAGUUCAUGCAACAUGGCGCCCCCUUUGACAGAUUUGAUGAGGACCCGUACAUCUUUGAGCCCAAUUGCCAGGUGAAGGUGGAUGAGUAUGGCUUCUUCAUCAGCUGGAAAAGUGAAGGAAAGGAGGGCCAGGCGCUGGAGUGCUCCCUCAUCAACAGCAUCCGCGUCGGCGCCGUCCCCAAGGACCCGAAGAUCUUGUCGUCGUUCGAGGCCGCGGGCAAGACGGAGGCGGACCUGGAGGGCUGCAUCAUCUGCAUCUGCAGCGGCGCCGACCUGGUCAACCUCAGCUUCAUGUUCAUGGUGGCGGAGAACCCGGACAUGGCCAGGAAAUGGACGGAGGGGUUGAGGUCGGUGAUUCACAACUUCAAGGCCAACAACGUGUGUCCCAUGACUUGCCUAAAAAAGCACUGGAUGAAAAUGUGCGUCCUGACUAAUGUCAAUGGCAAGAUUCCCGUGAGAGGGAUUACACGGACGUUUGCAUCAGGCAAGACGGAGAAGGGCAUCUUUCAAGCCCUGAAGGAUUUGGGCCUUCCAAGCGGCAAGAAUGACGAGAUCGAACCGUCGGUCUUCACCUUCGACAUUUUCUACGCGCUCACGCAGAAGAUCUGCCCUCGCACGGACUUAGAGGACCUCUUCAAGAAGAUCAAUGGGAGCAAAAGUGAUUAUUUAACAGUAGACCAGUUAGUCAGCUUUCUCAAUGAAAAUCAGCGGGACCCCCGUCUCAAUGAGAUCCUCUUCCCGUUUUAUGAUCCCAAAAGAGCCACACAGAUCAUCGAGAAAUACGAACGAGAUGAAGGGCUCAAGAAGAAAGGCCUCAUGUCCAGCGAUGGUUUCUGCCGCUACCUGAUGUCGGACGAGAAUGCACCGGUGUUCCUGGACCGCCUGGAGCUUUACCAGGACAUGGACCAGCCGCUGGCCCACUACUUCAUUAGCUCGUCCCACAACUCCUACCUGACGGGUCGGCAGUUUGGCGGCAAGUCAUCGGUGGAGAUGUAUCGCCAGGCCCUGCUCUCAGGAUGCAGGUGCGUGGAGCUGGACUGCUGGGACGGCAAAGGAGAGGACCAGGAGCCCAUCAUCACUCAUGGCAAGGCCAUGUGCACUGACAUCCUGUUCAAGGAUGUAAUCCAAGCCAUCAAGGACACGGCCUUCGUCACCACAGAGUCUCCUGUUAUUUUAUCCUUUGAAAACCACUGCAGUAAACCACAACAGUACAAAAUGGCCAAGUAUUGCGAGGAGAUUUUUGGCGAAUUUCUCCAGAAGCAACCGCUGGAAAACUUUCCGAUCGAGUCCGGUCGCCCCUUACCCUCGCCAAAUGAUCUCAAACGAAAAAUCCUCAUCAAAAACAAGCGCUUGAAACCGGAAGUGGAGCAGAAGCAACUGGAGGCCUUCAAGAAGCACAUGGAGGCAGGAGAGACCAACACCACGGCCAUCAUCAUGGGAGAGGAGAACGAGGACGAAGCGGAGAACGGAGAAAAGGAGCCCGAAGAUAAGGACGUGACCUCGGAGGCGCCCAGCAGCCUUUCGGAGGCGGCCAGUGACAAAGAGGCCAACAGUGAGUCUCAAGCUAACACUCUGAGCACCAAGAAAGUGGAGGAGCGCAGCAACAGUAUCAAAAAGGUGCCCGACGACGAGACCACCGAAGUAUCCGAAGCUACGGAAGCAGCCGACGCCACAGAUAUCUCGGAGGCGUCCGACCCUGACAACAACAAAAAGGAGGGUUCUGAGGACUUGGAGGAAGCUCUGAUCGCGCAGUACACGUACGUGGGCGCCACCACCAACAUCCACCCGUACCUCUCCGCUAUGGUCAACUACGCCCAGCCCGUCAAGUUCCAGAGUUUUGAUGUGGCCGAUGACAAAAACAUCCACCACAACAUGUCGUCUUUCAACGAGUCUGUGGGCCUCGGCUACUUGAAGACCAACGCCAUCGAGUUUGUCAACUACAACAAGCGUCAGAUGAGCCGUAUCUACCCCAAAGGGGGCCGAGUGGACUCCAGUAAUUACAUGCCUCAGAUCUUCUGGAACGCCGGCUGCCAGAUGGUCUCGCUCAACUUCCAGACCCCAGAUUUGGCCAUGCAGCUGAAUCAGGGAAAGUUUGAGUACAACGGAUGCUGCGGGUACCUGCUGAAGCCCGAUUUCAUGCGGCGGUCCGACCGAACAUUUGAUCCCUUCUCGGAGACGCCGGUGGACGGCGUCAUCGCCGCCACAUGCAGUGUGCAGGUGUUCUCCGGCCAGUUUCUGUCGGACAAGAAGAUCGGCACGUACGUGGAGGUGGACAUGUACGGCCUGCCGACCGACACCAUCCGCAAAGAGUUCCGUACGCGCAUGGUGAUGAACAACGGACUCAACCCCGCCUACAAUGAGGAACCCUUCGUAUUUAGAAAGGUGAUCCUGCCGGAUCUGGCGGUGCUGCGCCUGGCCGUGUACGACGACAACAACAAGCUGAUCGGCCAGCGUAUCCUGCCGCUGGACGGCCUGCAGGCCGGCUACCGUCACAUCUCGCUGCGGAACGAGGGCAACAAACCCCUCUCGCUGCCCACCAUCUUCUGCCAGAUCAUCCUCAAAACUUACGUGCCCGACGGCUUUGGGGCGAUCGUAGACGCUCUGUCCGACCCGAAGAAAUUUCUAACCAUCGCGGAGAAACGAGCCGAUCAGAUGAAAGCCCUCGGCAUUGACACGAACGACAUCGCCGACGUCCCGAGCGGAAGCUCCAAGAACGACAAGAAGGGAAAAGGCCGAGGGGAUACGGUGAAGGCCAGCGUGACGCCUCAGAGCAGCUCGGACGUCGGUCAUACCUCCAACGCCGCCCAGAACAACACGGCAGAGACCAAGAAAGCAGAUAACGCACUGGUACCCAAUGUCAGCAUUGACGACUUAAAGCAAAUGAAGACGUACAUUAAGCUCCUAAAAAAGCAACAAAAGGAGUUGAGCGCAUUAAAGAAGAAGCACUUGAAGGAUCAAAACGCGAUGCAGAAAUCGCACGGCACGCAGGUGGACAAGAUGUUGUCGGCGCACGACAAGGAAAAGAGCACGCUGGAGAAACUGCUGGAGAAAGCCAUCAAGAAACGAGGGGAAAACAACUGCCAAGAUUUGAAGAAAGAAACCGAAGACAAGAUCCAAACGCUGGUCAACGAUCACAAAGCUAAGGUGAAGGACACAACGGCGCAGCACACCAAGGAAUGGUCGGAGCUGAUCAGCGGCCACAGCAGCGAAGAGCAGGAGAUGAAGGACGCCCACGUCACGCAGCAGUGCCAACACCUCAAGAAGCUGCUGAGUAGCAUGCAGGAGCAGCAGACCGGCCAGCUCAAACUCAUACACGAGCGGCAGAGCAAAGAGAUGCGAGCCAACCAGGCCAAGAUGUCCAUGGAGAACAGCAAAGCCAUCAGCCAGGACAAGAGCAUCAAAAACAAGGCAGAGAGGGAAAGGAGAGUGCGAGAGCUGAACAGCAGCAACACCAAAAAGUUCAUGGAUGAGAGGAAGAGGUUGGCCAUGAAGCAGCAGAAGGAAAUGGAGCAGCUGGAGAAGAACCAGAAAGAGCAGGUGGAGAAACUGGACAAGUUCAAUGAGCAGCUUUUGGCAUCACACCAUGCAAACAAACAAAAAGGCAAAGGACAUGCAGCAGAUGGCCAAGUUGGAGGAGGGGAUGGAGUGCAGACCUCCCACGGUGGUGUGAGCGUCUGACACGCGCACACACACACAGACGCCAAAACUCAGCGCCCCCACACAAACACACACAAACAGACACAAUGUAGCCCCCCCCCCCUUACAAACACCAUUUAGCUUUGGAACUGUGCACAUAAACACUUUGUUUGUAUGUGACAUGAUUGGAAUGUAGCACUGUUUGUACAAUCACACUUGAUUUCUAACGCAAAGCUGUUUUCUAAAAUGUUGUUGAAGUAGUAUUGUGGGGAAACAAAAUGCCCACAUUAGUGAAAACUCAUCAGGGUGUUUUGCACCAUCAGUGAUGCUCCCAAAUUGAAUUGAUUCUGAUAUUUUCAUUAACCACUUCCAUACAAUUGUGUAGCCAAAAAAAUGAGAAAGUGAUGAAUAUUAUUCCAUCCAAUUGUAUGGAAGCGUUAAAAAAACAAGUAUUAAUAUUUUACUGCCCCAAAAAAAAGCUAUUGUGUUGUCUGAAAUGUUUACAUUUUAAUAUGUUUUAUUGACCCCCCCUCUUUAAAAUCACCCAAACUGGUUUUAGCAGGUAAACUAGGGGUGGGCAAAGUCUGUUCUUUUAUUUAAACAUUCAGAUUUGAUUAUCAAGACUUUUGUGGCGUUCACAUAGCUGCCCCUCCAAUGCAGUUAAUUUUAAUGUAUUUAUUCAGUUUUAUUAUUCAAUUUUAUUUAUUCACCACAAACAAUUUCUUAAUUGAAUAUUUUAAAGUCAUUUUCUAUAUACAUAGAUACAAUACAAAAUAUUUCCAUUCACAUUUUAAUUUUUUUUUAUUUAAAAAAAACAUUAUCUACACAUGAGCUAACAGCACCCAGCCAUUUUUAAAAUCUAAGGUGUCUCUAAAGGACUAAAGUUUGCCCACCCCUAACGUGCUUCAAUACUCAAGCAGUGAUGGAAAAAAAAAUCUGCAAAAUAAAAUCACCACCAAAUUGUUAGUCUAUGCUCACUGCAGCAGCUUUCUGACAUCAUCAGGAUGACGUCUUUCUUUCCUCUCGCUUUAAUUUCUGUUUUCCGUCUAAUUGGUCUGAGCAGAGGCCGCCCCUCGAGUAUUGACUAGGGCGUGAAAAAAGAAAGUGCUUUUAUUCCUUUGCGUCGCAAAUGUGCCACUCGGUGUCUGUUCAGAUUGUUUUAAUUUAUUUGAGUGAGGGUCAAUGCCAAAUUCAAGAAUUAUUUAUAUGGAGAUCUCUAUAUACAUAUAUAUAAAUAAAUGAACAUAUAUAUUAUAUAUAUAUAUUAGAUAUGAUGUCUAGUUAAAUUGUUUGUUAGAGGCGUUUUUCUUCUUCUAUUUUUUGCACUUAUGUUGUCGGUCCAGAAGCAAAAAUUAUUUUUGCUCCUUUUUUUUUUUUUUUUUUUUUUUUUUAACUGUAGCUCGCCAACCAACCAUACUGUGUGUGUGUGUUCUCUCUGGUCUUUUUUUUUUUUUUGUAUUUCUAUUGUACUGUUGAACUUAUAGCGACGAUGACGCGGUUGUUACUCGGCUCCUUUAAUACUGUUUUAUAGUAUGUGUACCAAUAAAUGACAGUGGAACAUGGGACCCAAAAGCA